This is a messenger RNA of Rana temporaria (common frog), 1470 nucleotides long. Its product is annotated as carboxypeptidase B-like. The transcript has 11 exons. The record is from RefSeq and is a predicted model, not a curated record. Gene Ontology annotation, biological process: proteolysis. Gene Ontology annotation, molecular function: zinc ion binding; metallocarboxypeptidase activity. Bases 46 to 1287 code for a protein of 413 amino acids. Lineage: Eukaryota; Metazoa; Chordata; Amphibia; Anura; Ranidae.
AUAUAAAAGUGACAGUUGCAACCCAAUAUUUCUGAAGUCAUCAUCAUGUGGACCAUACUCAUUCUUGCGAGUAUUGCAGCAGUGUCUGCUGAACCCCGAAGCUUUUAUGGGGAGAAAGUAUUCCGGGCGUUUCCACAAACAUAUGAACAAGCACAGCUUAUUAAAUCUCUGGGAGAACAUGCAAAGCUUGACUUUUGGGUUCCCGACUCUGUGGAUCUCGUAGAACCAGGCAGACGUGUUGACUUCCGUGCUGAGAGUCAUGUGUCCUAUGAUGUUCAGGCCAUGCUUGAGCAGAGUGGAAUUUCCUUUGAAAUUAUGAUCGAUGACCUGCAGGUUGCACUGGAAAAUCAGCGUGAUAGCAGCAUUCGUGCAGUACACAGCUAUGAAAAGUACAACGAUCUUGAUACUAUCAAUGCCUGGUCCGCUAACAUCGCAGCUCAGAAUCCAACUUUGGUGUCACGCUCUCAGAUUGGAACCUCAUACCAGGGACGUCCUCUGUAUUUGCUUAAGGUUGGAAAAAGUGCAGCAAACAAGAAGGCUAUCUUCAUUGACUGUGGAUUCCACGCUAGAGAAUGGAUCAGCCCUGCUUUCUGCCAGUGGUUUGUGAAGGAAGCAGUUAACAACUAUGGCAGCGAUGCUCAGUUUACCAACCUCUUGAACAACCUGGACAUUUAUGUUCUUCCUGUUUUUAAUGUUGAUGGUUAUGCGUAUUCUUGGACUUCAAACCGCAUGUGGAGAAAGACUCGCUCUGCUAACCCAGGUUCUACCUGCCUGGGAACCGAUCCAAACAGAAAUUUCAAUGCUGGAUGGUGCACUGUUGGAGCUUCGUCAAGAGCUUGCGAUGAGACAUAUUGCGGGUCUAGUCCUGAAUCUGAAAGUGAAUCUAAAGCUUUGGCUAACUUUAUACGUGCCAACAUUGGCUCCAUCAAGGGUUACCUGACUAUCCACUCUUAUUCCCAGAUGCUGCUCUUCCCUUACUCUUACAGCUAUGCUGUUGCUAAAGAUCACACUGAACUGAAUAAUGUUGCCAAGGGUGCCGUUUCUGCUUUGACUGCCCUCUAUGGAACUAAAUACACUUAUGGUCCUGGUGGAACUACAAUCUACCUUGCUGCAGGAGGCUCCGAUGACUGGGCUUAUGAUGCUGGUGUGAAAUACUCCUACACAUUUGAGCUGCGUGACACUGGAAGAUAUGGAUUUGCUCUCCCUGAAAAUCAGAUCAAACCUACUUGCGAGGAAACUUUGCUUGCCGUCAAAUACAUUGCCAACCACAUCCUGAAUAACGCAUAAAAUAAAUAACUUACCAGUGGGGCCAAAUGCCAUACAUCCAAUGAGAAUUGUAAAGUUUCAUUUUUAUUUAAUUUGAUUUCAAUCAUUUUUGGCUAGGCUAAGUAUUAAUUAGCAGUUCAAUAACAUGGAUGUAAAAUCUAUUGAUAAGGAAAGAAAGGGACAAUAAAGGAUGUUUAAUGAAAA